CAAGCAGGCUAAAAAUAGGCGUCGCGCUACGCGCUGCGUGUUACGUAAGCGCAUACCCCGCGAAAUGUCUACGUGGUCAGUCGCGCGGUGGCUGCAACUCAUCCAGCACUGGCAACUGCGCAAGCGGUGUUUGCAUUCUUCUGCCAUGGUCUCGCCAUGGAGGUUCCUUUCGUUCCUCGGCUUUGCAGCGGCGGCUCUCGCUAAGUCCAGCACGGGCAACUCGGUCUUGGUCGUGCUCGACCCCGGAUCGAGCAGGGACAACUUCUCGAGGUUCUUCGACGGGCUUGAAGCGCGGGGGUAUGAGCUGACGUUCAGGACUCCUAAGGAUGCGCACCCCGCUGUGAUUGAGCAUGACCAUCCUGAGUAUUCUCAUGUAAUUCUCUUCGCGCCCGAGUCUAAGACAUACUCUUCGGACAUCACUCCCCAGUCCUUGGUCACGCUCCUUUCAAAGAACACAAACCUGCUCAUCGCAGUAUCCCCCAAAGCGACGCCCUUGACGUCCUUGGCAGCGGAGUUCUCGCUCAUCCUGCCACCUCCAGGCACGCCUCUGGUCUCGCACUUCCCUGAGCGCGAUACCCCCGCGACCGUAAUCCCCGUGGACGUCUCGCCGUCCAAUCCGGUACUCUCAGGCAGCCUGCCGCCCGUGUGGUUCUCCGGCGUCCCCUUCGCGUUCAACAGCAACCCACACAUCGUGCCUAUUCUGAAUGCGCCACCGCAGAGCUUCGCCGCGGACUCAGACGCAGAUUCGGGUGCGGACGCGGUUGUGGAGGCUGCGGACAAGGGCGGCGAGGGCCUCUGGGCGGGUAGCUCUCUCGGGCUCGUCGCUGGCUUCCAGACGCUUGGUGGUGGACGUGCUACCUGGGUCGGUGGAGUAGAUCUGUUCAGCGAUGAGUACGCGCAGAAGCCUACGCUUGACGGAAAUAAGCCUGGUAACGAGCAGUUCGCUGCCGAUGUGGCAGCGUGGACUUUCCAAGAGACGGGUGUGCUGCGUGUUGACGGCAGCACGCACCACCACGUCAACGAAACCACGCCGCGGGACAGAUACACGAUCAACGAUCGCGUCACGUACACGCUCCGCGUGUCGAAGUACAACCCGACGUCGGCUGAGUGGGAGCCGUACUCUGGCAUCGACGGCAUGCAGCUCGAGUUCACGAUGCUGGACCCCCACAUCCGGACCGCGCUCCAGCCGACGCCCGGGGUGCCCGGCGAGUACUCGCUGACGUUCCGCGUCCCCGACCGGCACGGCGUGUUCAAAUUCAACGUUGACUACAAGCGAAAAGGCUGGUCCUACCUCCAGAGCACGACCGUCGUCCCGGUCGUCCCGCCGCGGCACGACGAGUACCCGCGCUUCCUGAGCCCCGCGUGGCCCUACUACGCCGGCGCGAUCAGUACGAGCGCCGCCUUCCUCGCGUUCUGCGCGCUGUGGCUCGCGGGCGACAGCGCCGAGCCGAAGAAGUCGAAAAGCACGAAGUCUGACUAGCGUGCAGCGUGCCCCCCUUGUAUGGAGCUUGACUGUAAUUUAAUUAUCCAUGCUGGUGUUCUAGAUGGGCGACACAUGCGGCGACGUAGGGUCCGUGAAGAGUCGGAGGCAAGUACAAUCAUAGACACUGAGCGCAUGUGAGUUGCAGCGGCGGGAACGGUGACGUAGCGCGAUUUAAUUGCUUUCAAGAAGCAUGCUGUCAAGAUGCUACACACACGCGUCCACAAUUAAGUACAGCAAUGAUUUGGCGACGAUACCAAUGGCGUCUUCUCC
Messenger RNA from Rhodofomes roseus, 1753 nucleotides. RefSeq names its product dolichyl-diphosphooligosaccharide-protein glycosyltransferase. Lineage: Eukaryota; Fungi; Basidiomycota; Agaricomycetes; Polyporales; Fomitopsidaceae. The record is from RefSeq and is a predicted model, not a curated record. Gene Ontology annotation, cellular component: endoplasmic reticulum membrane; oligosaccharyltransferase complex. The transcript has 6 exons. The coding region runs from base 65 to 1480 and encodes 471 amino acids.